This is a messenger RNA of Orcinus orca (killer whale), 3049 nucleotides long. Its product is annotated as zinc finger protein with KRAB and SCAN domains 7-like. Lineage: Eukaryota; Metazoa; Chordata; Mammalia; Artiodactyla; Delphinidae. The transcript is spliced from 4 exons. The record is from RefSeq and is a predicted model, not a curated record. The coding region runs from base 829 to 2517 and encodes 562 amino acids.
AUGGGGGCGUCCCUCCGCCUCGAUAUCGGAUUCGUCCUUGCGAAGCCCCGGACGUGUUGAGCCGCGUGGGGCAGCCAACACCGGCCCUGGUUCCGGCUGGAGGACACUCUGUGCCUGGGGAGGUUCGGGGCUGCGCGGCCGGGAGCAGACGUCUGUCUGGGAGGCUCCGGAAAGGCCGGCCCCAAGGCCCGCAAGACAGGACCCUGUCCCGGGACUGGGGACCCCCUUCUUGGGAACCAUAAUUCCGAAGCUCUGACUAAACCAAGGCCGCCAGCACUGUGUGAAGCGAAGUGGGAUUUCGCACUCAGUUUUGCCAGAUUAACACGAAAACAUCAAUAAUUUUCUAGCUGUGACUAGUAACUUUUCCUCUCCCACAGGUUGGAUCAUAUGUAUUCAAGUAUGGAAAAACGGUGCCAAGUGAUAACUUGAAAAUUUGCUUUAGGUUAGGGGCCACAUACAUGUAUUUAAUGCCGGAUUUGGAGGAACCUUCCUCCAUUAAGUGCAAGCCUUCAUUCCACACACACCCCCCAGCAAUUAUAUAUUCUUACUUAUCAGCCUUCAUUCCACACACACACACCAGCAAUUAUAUAUUUUUACUUAUCUCCGUAACAUACUCUACACUUUUCAUAUUUGUUGUAUUUAUUGAUUGCUCCUACUAGAAUGAACACUCCAUGAUGGCAGGGAUCUUUGUACGCUAAUGCGUCUCAAACACCUAGAACAGUUUCUGUACAAGGGUGCCCUCAGAAGCCUCCAGUUGAAACUCCAGCAGAAGCCAGGAAUGAUGGCCGUGGACACAAGAAAGUCUGCUGGCCAGCUGUUCCAAGCCCCAUGGGGUCAGCAGGGCCUGUGAUGGUGAAAGUGAAGUUGGAGGAAGACCACCUCAGGAAUCAGGGUCUCAGCCUUCCAGAGAACCAGCCUCCUGCCUGGGAGAUCUUCAGGCAGCAGUUUAGACACUUCUGCUACCAGGAUUCCCCUGGUCCCCAAGAAGCACUGAGCCGGCUCCGGGAGCUCUGCCAUCAGUGGCUUAGGCCAGAGACACAUACCAAGGAGCAGAUCCUGGAGCUGCUGGUGCUGGAGCAGUUCCUCUCCAUCCUGCCCCAGGAGCUCCAGGCCCAGCUGCAGGAACAUCAUCCAGAGAGUGGGGAGGAGGUGGUGACCAUGCUGGAGAAUCUGGAAAGAAAGAGAAAUGUACACAUAGGAAGAGACUACCCAGACUUUUUGAUGAGCCCAGAUGGUGGUGUGAGGACUGAGAACCUGACAUUAGAAGUGAAGCAGGAACCUUAUGAAGAAAUAUUAUGGUGUAGGGAGGGGUCUGAUGGACAUCAUGAAACUGUGUGUCAGCAUGCCACAUACAGAGGAGACAGUGAGCCUAGUGGAAGUUUGGAGUUGCAGGAUGAGGAUGCCACAGGUGAAAAAACAUAUGAAUGUGAUGAAUGUAGGAAAACCUUCACUUGGAUAAGAGGCCUUCAGCUGCAUAGGAGGAUCCACAUUGGGAAGAAACCAUAUUCCAGUACAGAAUAUGGAAAGGCCUUCAUCAGACAUGUAGAACUUACCCAGCAUCAGGGGCUUCAAAGCAAGGGAAGACCUUAUCAGUGUAAAGAGUGUGGCAAAGGCUUCAGUCAGAAAGCAGCCCUCUCCCAACAUCUCAAAAUCCACACUGGAGAAGAGCCCCAUCAAUGUAAUAAAUGUGGCAAAUUUUUUAGUCAGAGAUCGGUUCUUACAAAGCAUCAAAGCCUCCACACUGGAAAGAAACCUUUUGAAUGUAUAUACUGUGGGAAAACCUGCCAUAGUGCAGACCUCACUGAACAUAGGCAAUUCCACAACAAAGAGAAGCCUUAUGAAUGUAAUGAAUGUGGGAAAACCUUCAGGCAGUGUUCAAAUCUUACUGAGCAUCAGCGAAUUCACAGUAAAGAAAAACUCUAUGAAUGUAAAGUAUGUGGAAAAGCAUUCGCUCAGUAUGCAGGACUUAACCAACACCGGAGAAUCCACACUGGAGAGAAACCUUUUGAAUGUCCUGUAUGUGGACGAGCCUUUAGCCGGAGCUCAGAACUUAUAAUACAUCACAGAAUUCACUCAGGGGAAAAACUCUAUGAAUGUGCCGAGUGUGGAAAAACCUUUAGAGUGAACUCAACCCUGGUCAUACAUCAGAGAAUUCACACUGGGGAGAAGCCCUAUAAAUGUGAUGAGUGUGAUGAAGCCUUCAGUCAACACUCAGGCCUCAACAAACACAAGUUAGGAGGGAAGCACGGAAACCCUCCUAAACCAAGAAAAUAUACGUGUGAUAUAUGCGGGAAGACCUUCACGCAGUUAACUGGCCUCAGAAACCACAAAAGAAUCCACACUGGGGAUAAGACCUACCAAUGUCCUGAGUGUGGCAAGGCCUUCACAAGGGGAGAGCAUCUUAUUGAACAUCAGGGGAUUCACAACAAGGAGAAGGCUUAUAUCAAUGUAAAGAGUGUGGCAAAGCCUUCAGUCAGAAGACAGGUCUUAGUCAUCAUCUCAAAAUCCACACAGUAGAGAAACCUUUCAAAUGUUCUCAAUGUGGGCGAGCCUUCAGCUGUAAGUCAAAUCUCAAUAAACAUAAGAGAGUCCACUCUGAGGAAAAAUCCUAUACAUUUAAGUAGUGUGGGAAGGCAUACAAGCAGAGAGCAAUACUGAUCCAACAUCAGAGAGGCCACAUCCUACAAAGCCCCAGCAGUGGUGAAUGAAGCCUGCAGUAGAAGCUCGGUUCUGAUUAAGCACCAGAGAAUCCACUAAAAUGACUCCUUGCCAAGGUGUUUGGUGACAACUUCAAGUAGAAUUCAGAAUUUUUUAAAAUUGAGAUAAAAUGUUUCUUGAACUUCCUUAUUUAAAGAACGUCAGAGAUAACACAUUGAAAAGUUGUUUAAAGGUCAUAAGUGCUGGAAAAAUUGAGAUUUUGGAAAAAUAAACAUCAACAAGAAAUUUACCUGUGAUUACCUUUGUUAAAUGCAGUGUCAUUUAAUACAGUGAAAAGGUACACAAGGGCAGCUGUAAAAAAUAUAUUUUUUAUACUGAAUUCAAGAAUAUG